GCCAACUCGAAAAUCGAUCCACGUUCCGGCACAAUUGACCUCUGAAACUAUCAAGCCAACCGAUGGGACGGGGUUGAUCUUGCCCCCGUUCAGCUAUGGAAGAAUCGUUCAUACUAUCCAAGUUCAACAGGCUUCAACAGUCCGGCCUUGCUCUCUAUGACGAGAAUCAACAGAUAAUCGAGCACAACGAUGGAGGACUUCAAUUCCAAUUCUGUCUGACUUCUGCUCUGGCCAAAAAGCCAAACUUACAAACGCCCCAUUCAACCAACGAUGAGCGACGUGAUGGCAGCGAUAUCAGUACCACAGGUUUUGAGAUUGGAGAAAUCGGCAACGCCCACCUCCUCAUAGCGAACAAGUUCUGCUGGGCAAAACCACAUUUUCUUCUCCUGACCUCUGACGGCUACCGACGACAAUACGAAUCUUUGAACGACACUGAUCUCCAAGCGAUCUGGUCUAUUCUCUCCACCAUGAGCACCGACUAUCUUGCCUUUUUUAAUUGCGGUCAAGAUGGGGGUUGCAGUCGACUGCACAAGCAUAUGCAAUUGAUCCCGAUGCCUGGAGCAACUUUCGCGUCUUUCCUCGAUUCUGAUGGAGAGAUAUCCGAGCCUGAGGUUCCAUUCCAAUGGUUCUAUCAUCGGUUUGACACUGGCGAUGUGUCAUUGCAACACCUAACGGAUGUUUACAAUAAGCUUCUUAGCCAAGCUACCGAGGUCGGCGGAGGGUUGUCUGAAAACGCCCAUGCUUCUCUGCCUGGCGCCGCGUGUCCGCAUAAUAUGAUUAUGACCCAGCGGUGGAUGAUCGUUGUGCCCAGGCGACGGGCUGCGAUUAAUAAAGCUGUGGCUGCUAAUGCCCUGGGAAUGUUGGGGUAUAUCGCUGUUGCUACGAAAGAGGAGAUGGAUGAAUGGAUACGUACGGGUCCGACAGGUACCCUCAAGGAGUUUGGAGUGUCGAAAUGAUGAUCCGUUCUGCAUUAACCUGUGGCUUUGCAAUGUUUAUAG
This is a messenger RNA of Penicillium subrubescens, 998 nucleotides long. RefSeq lists its product as uncharacterized. The record is from RefSeq and is a predicted model, not a curated record. The transcript has 2 exons. Lineage: Eukaryota; Fungi; Ascomycota; Eurotiomycetes; Eurotiales; Aspergillaceae. Gene Ontology annotation, molecular function: ATP:ADP adenylyltransferase activity; ATP binding. Gene Ontology annotation, biological process: nucleotide metabolic process. The coding region runs from base 96 to 956 and encodes 286 amino acids.